Neoarius graeffei (lesser salmon catfish) is the source of this 1129-nucleotide messenger RNA. RefSeq names its product thiosulfate sulfurtransferase like domain containing 3 (gene tstd3). The transcript has 4 exons. Gene Ontology annotation, molecular function: thiosulfate-cyanide sulfurtransferase activity. Lineage: Eukaryota; Metazoa; Chordata; Actinopteri; Siluriformes; Ariidae. Gene Ontology annotation, cellular component: mitochondrion. The record is from RefSeq and is a predicted model, not a curated record. The coding region runs from base 125 to 643 and encodes 172 amino acids.
UGGUCUGAAUGCGGUUAGGAAAAACACAUCACACGUCAAGUCGACGGUUCAGGGUGUUUUGGAGAGAGCGAAGUCGUGCUGAGCUUCACUGUGACUUGAGCCCUAAAUAAAUAAACACUUAUAAAUGGCUUUAAAUGCGUACUGUCGACUGACGAGGUGUGUUUUACGAGUUGUAGAAAACAGAAAUGGAGCUGUGAGAGCGCUAGCAUCGGGCUCGCCCUGUUUAUAUCGCCAGGCUGUGGGCGGGGCAGGGCGCUGCACGCGCGCUUUCUCCUCAGCUGACCAGGCCGCGGCCUCAGUGACGUAUGAGCAGGUGAAGGAGCUGCUCGCGCGCCGCUCCGGUGCGCUCAUAGACGUGAGAGAGGCGGAGGAGCUGCGCGCGCACGGCAGCAUACCGGGAGCCGUUAACGUGCCACUGGGUCAGGUGAGUGUGGCUCUGCAGCUGAAGCCGGAGGAGUUUAAGGAGAGAUACGGAGGUGAAAUGCCUUUGAUUGGUGACCACCUGGUCUUUACCUGUCUGGCAGGUAUGAGGAGUCAGAAAGCUCUGGAAACAGCGAAGUCUUUAGGAUACUCCAAAGUACAGCAUUAUCCAGGAGGAUGGCAGGACUGGGCUAAACAUGAAAUCCUGCACAUGAAAGCGUGACCCGUCACGAUGCUGUAAAACUGUGAAUAAUAAAAACAAGAACUCCUCCCUGCUGACUGUAAAGUUUUUAGUCUAAAGGACAAACUGAUCAAAAUCCUUUCAGCUCCAGUGACAGUGCUGAUCAUUUUAUUAUGCCGAAUAUAAAGGAAUAAAGUCUGAAACUGCAUUAAAACUGCAUGUAAUUCUACACUUAAUAUUCUAUAAGCUUGUGUGUAUUAAUUUACCAGCACUCCCGAACACUCGUGCUCUGUUAGUGUUUGAGCUCCCAGGAACACUCAGGAGGAAUUCUGGCAUUUGGGACGCAGCCUUAAUUGAAUCAGGCUGAAUAAUCCAUGUACUUUAAUGAGAGUGUGGAAUUCUAAAGCUCAUAUUCUGGUAACAGAAAGCGGUGUUGUCUGAAAGACUGUUUUCGUUUGCCUUAAAUCUUGUAAGUUUCUGUGUCUGUAAUUUCAAACAAAUCUGAAAUAAAUGACUUGAAUGAAUGUA